Messenger RNA from Meira miltonrushii, 1748 nucleotides. RefSeq lists its product as uncharacterized. Lineage: Eukaryota; Fungi; Basidiomycota; Exobasidiomycetes; Exobasidiales; Brachybasidiaceae. The transcript is spliced from 5 exons. The record is from RefSeq and is a predicted model, not a curated record. The coding region runs from base 1 to 1398 and encodes 465 amino acids.
AUGACACAUGCCCAUUUUCGUCAUCAUUUUCGAAGAGAUGACAGUGUAGAAUCAUCACAGCCAAAGCAGAUCACCUCCUUGUCUCCCUACAUUGGCACAUUGGUACAAACUCUGCUUGUUGGCUUUUCGAUUGCCUUUGGCAUAGCAGUCAUCUGCUUAGCUCGUGGAGGUCGAAACUGCAUUUUAGUCACGUAUUUCAUAUCCAUCCUCACGCUGCAACUCGCUUUUGAUAUCCUUGGCUCAUGGCAAAUCGAGCAUCGCGAUCAUGCGGACGUCUCAGCAGGACUUGCAGCCUUGGCAAAGAUUCAAGAACCAUUAUCAGUUCGAAUACUUUGCGCUCUAACGGCAUGUUUGAUCGCUCCAGUACAUGCAUUCUACAUCACCAUUCUCGUCAAAACAAAAGUGAAUUGGAUUGUGCUCAGCCUGACGGCAUUGUCCGCACUUGUAUCCUUCUUCGUUGGGAUUGCAGCAAGUAUCUCACGCGCACAGCAACAUGAUCCUGGAUGGGCCACUCAAGAUAUGGGAAAUGCAGUCAUUUUUCAAUACACUUUCUAUGCAGCAAUAGCAUUGGCAGAUAUAAUUUUGAGUGUCUGCUUGCUACGAACUUGGUUAGGCGGCAACAAAAAGCCGUUCCAUGUAUUCCUUUGCCUACUUGCCACACCUUUCUUUCCAGGACUAGCAUCGUUGGCUUUGUUUCUCGUUUUGGCCACAGCAGAAGAUCGUAGUCUACAAUUGGCAAUCCUAAUGCCUUUGGGAAGCUUUCAUGUCACAAUUUUGCUCUUCUACAUCAUCAGAAGGGAAACAAAAGACGACUCAGUGCAGAAACUGAAGCCGUUUGUCAUCACUGCAAAAGAAAGUGACCCAAAUCACGGCAAGGACAAUCAAGGAGAAAUCGUCCAAAAGAGAAGUCCAAACAUGGUGAGGUACGAGCUGCCUUCCAGUCCUCUUCGUUCAAAGACUUCUUCACCGUCUUCUCUCAACAAAUCGCCCGAACGCUUUAUUUUGGAAUCCAGCACGCCUAGUUUCUUACGUUCUGAUCCGUACAAGAUCUGCAGUCCAACUUCUGCAAGCAGCCCAGGAAGUCCAGAAGUAACAUAUUAUCAAGAAGAAGAGAGUCCAUCAGAACAUAGCUUUGCAAGUCAUCAUGGCAGCAAGACACAUUCGCCCAGCAGCAGUACAAGCACAGGCAAGAAAAGAGCUAGAGUUCAAGUUGCACCCGGUCGAAUUGUGGAAUUGGCAAGGGCAGAAUCAUCAGAGCCUGACAGCAGUUCUCAUCAUUCGGGAGGUGAGAGACGCUUUUCCCACAGACGUUCCAGGAUGAGUUCGUUCAAUAAUUCCAAUCCUCCCUCAAGCUCAUUAUCGGACCUUUCUGUGAUUGUCGACGGCGUCGCAUAUUAACCACCAUUAGCACAAUGAACCAAGGAUCGUAAAUCGGACACUUUCGGGUCAUCUUACUCUACCUUUCCCACACACAAGACAAUUUGACAAUCCCUUCUUCAUUUGAGCAUCAAGAGUACCUUUUUUGUCAUUUUUCCAUAAUCGCAAUCGAGUUCCUUUCUCUUUGAGUGUGUGCGUAUGUAAUAGGCUAAAGUACCUUGACAUUGUCCACGGAUGAUGAUGAUGCACUUUUUGACCGAGAAUUGUCCGUCGUACCUUACUUAUUGCUUUUUAUUUAUUUGUUUUUUUCUUGGGGUAAAUUAACGUCAAAGUCUUGUUCUCCGCUUGUCAACUCAAAAUAUCGUGUGGCG